Miniopterus natalensis is the source of this 5160-nucleotide messenger RNA. The record is from RefSeq and is a predicted model, not a curated record. NCBI's taxonomy places the organism in Eukaryota, Metazoa, Chordata, Mammalia, Chiroptera, Miniopteridae.
AUGAUGUGUGAAGUGAUGCCCACGAUUAAUGAGGACACCCCAAUGAGCCAAAGGGGGUCCCAAAGCAGUGGCUCGGACUCGGACUCCCAUUUUGAGCAGCUGAUGGUGAAUAUGCUAGAUGAAAGGGACCGUCUUCUAGACACCCUUCGGGAGACCCAGGAAAGCCUUUCGCUUGCCCAGCAAAGACUGCAGGAUGUCAUCUACGACAGGGACUCGCUCCAGAGACAGCUCAAUUCAGCCCUGCCACAGGAUAUCGAGUCCUUAACAGGAGGUCUGACUGGUUCUAAGGGGGCUGAUCCACCGGAAUUUGCUGCACUGACAAAAGAAUUAAAUGCCUGCAGGGAACAACUUCUAGAAAAGGAAGAAGAAAUUUCUGAACUUAAAGCUGAAAGAAACAACACAAGACUGUUACUGGAGCAUUUGGAGUGCCUUGUGUCACGACACGAAAGGUCACUAAGAAUGACUGUGGUUAAACGGCAAGCCCAGUCCCCCUCCGGAGUGUCCAGUGAGGUUGAGGUUCUCAAGGCACUGAAAUCUUUGUUUGAGCACCACAAGGCCUUGGAUGAAAAGGUAAGGGAGCGACUGAGGGUUUCUUUAGAAAGAGUCUCUGCACUGGAAGAAGAACUAGCUGCUGCUAAUCAGGAGAUUGUUGCCUUGCGUGAACAAAAUGUUCAUAUACAAAGAAAAAUGGCAUCAAGUGAGGGAUCCACAGAGUCAGAACACCUUGAAGGGAUGGAACCUGGCCAGAAAGUUCACGAAAAGCGUUUAUCCAAUGGUUCUAUAGACUCAACUGAUGAAACUAGUCAAAUAGUUGAACUACAAGAACUGCUUGAAAAGCAAAACUACGAAAUGGCCCAAAUGAAAGAGCGCUUAUCAGCGCUUUCUUCCCGAGUGGGAGAGGUGGAACAAGAAGCAGAGACAGCAAGAAAGGAUCUCAUUAAAACAGAAGAAAUGAACACGAAGUAUCAAAGGGACAUCCGGGAGGCCAUGGCCCAGAAGGAAGAUAUGGAAGAAAGGAUCACAACCCUCGAGAAGCGUUACCUCAGUGCCCAGAGAGAAUCGACCUCCAUCCAUGACAUGAACGAUAAACUAGAAAACGAGUUGGCAAAUAAAGAGGCCAUCCUGCGGCAGAUGGAAGAGAAGAACAGACAGUUACAAGAGCGUCUUGAGCUGGCUGAGCAAAAGUUGCAGCAGACCAUGAGAAAAGCUGAGACCUUGCCUGAAGUAGAGGCUGAACUGGCUCAGAGAAUUGCAGCCCUGACAAAGGCUGAAGAGAGGCAUGGAAAUAUUGAAGAGCGUAUGAGACAUCUAGAAGGUCAACUUGAAGAGAAAAAUCAAGAACUUCAAAGAGCUAGGCAAAGAGAGAAAAUGAAUGAGGAACACAACAAAAGGUUAUCCGACACCGUGGACCGCCUUCUGACUGAGUCCAAUGAACGCCUACAGUUGCACCUAAAAGAAAGAAUGGCUGCUCUAGAAGAAAAGAAUGUUUUAAUUCAAGAAUCAGAAACUUUCAGAAAGAAUCUGGAAGAAUCUCUACAUGAUAAGGAAAGAUUAGCGGAAGAAAUUGAAAAGCUGAGAUCUGAACUUGACCAAUUGAAAAUGAGAACUGGCUCUUUAAUUGAACCCACAAUAUCAAGGACUCAUCUUGACACCUCGGCUGAAUUGCGCUAUUCGGUUGGGUCCCUCGUGGACAGCCAGUCUGACUACAGAACAACUAAAGUAAUAAGAAGACCAAGGAGAGGCCGCAUGGGUGUGCGACGAGAUGAGCCAAAGGUAAAAUCUCUUGGGGACCAUGAGUGGAAUAGAACUCAACAAAUGGGAGUGCUAAGCAGCCACCCUUUUGAAAGUGACACAGAAAUAUCUGAUAUUGAUGAUGAUGAUAGAGAAACAAUUUUUAGCUCAAUGGAUCUUCUCUCUCCAAGUGGUCAUUCUGAUGCCCAGACUCUAGCUAUGAUGCUUCAGGAACAAUUAGAUGCCAUCAACAAAGAAAUCAGGCUAAUUCAGGAAGAAAAAGAAUCUACAGAGUUACGCGCUGAAGAAAUUGAGAACAGAGUAGCUAGUGUGAGCCUGGAAGGCCUGAAUCUAGCGCGAGUGCACCCGGGGACCUCCAUCACUGCCUCGGUGACAGCCUCCUCGCUGGCCAGCUCGUCGCCCCCCAGCGGACACUCAACGCCCAAGCUCACCCCGCGAAGUCCUGCCCGGGAGAUGGACCGGAUGGGGGUCAUGACCCUGCCGAGUGAUCUAAGGAAACACCGGAGAAAGAUUGCUGUGGUGGAAGAAGACGGUCGGGAAGAUAAAGCAACAAUUAAAUGUGAAACUUCCCCUCCCCCUACCCCUAGAGCCAUCAGGAUGACUCACACCCUCCCUUCUUCCUACCACAACGAGGCCAGAAGUAGUUUAGCUGCCUCCCUUGAGCCAGAGAGCCUUGGGCUUGGCAGUGCCAACAGCAGCCAAGACUCUCUUCACAAAGCCCCCAAGAAGAAGGGAAUCAAGUCUUCAAUAGGACGAUUGUUUGGUAAAAAAGAAAAAGCUCGACUUGGGCAGCUCCGAGGCUUUAUGGAGACUGAAGCUGCAGCUCAGGAGUCCCUGGGGUUAGGCAAACUUGGAACUCAAGCUGAGAAGGAUAGAAGACUGAAGAAAAAGCAUGAACUUCUUGAAGAAGCUCGAAGGAAGGGAUUGCCUUUUGCCCAGUGGGAUGGGCCCACGGUCGUCGCAUGGCUAGAGCUCUGGUUGGGAAUGCCUGCCUGGUACGUGGCAGCUUGCAGAGCCAACGUGAAGAGCGGUGCCAUCAUGUCUGCUCUGUCAGACACGGAGAUCCAGAGAGAAAUUGGGAUCAGCAACCCUCUGCACCGCUUAAAGCUGCGAUUAGCAAUCCAGGAGAUGGUUUCCCUGACGAGCCCUUCGGCUCCUCCGACGUCGCGAACUCCGUCAGGCAACGUCUGGGUGACCCAUGAAGAAAUGGAGACUCUCGCAGCUCCCGCAAAAACGUGUCCGGUUUUUCUACAGACCCUGGCUUAUGGAGAUAUGAACCACGAGUGGAUUGGAAAUGAAUGGCUUCCGAGCCUGGGGUUACCUCAGUACAGAAGUUAUUUUAUGGAGUGCUUGGUAGACGCAAGAAUGUUAGAUCACCUUACGAAAAAGGAUCUCCGUGUCCAUUUGAAAAUGGUGGACAGUUUCCAUCGAACAAGUUUACAAUAUGGAAUUAUGUGCUUAAAAAGGUUGAAUUAUGACAGAAAAGAACUGGAAAGAAGGCGAGAAGCAAGCCAACAUGAAAUAAAAGAUGUGUUGGUGUGGAGCAAUGAUCGAGUCAUUCGCUGGAUCCAAGCAAUUGGACUUCGAGAAUAUGCAAAUAAUAUUCUUGAGAGUGGUGUGCAUGGCUCACUUAUAGCCCUGGAUGAGAACUUUGACUACAGCAGCUUAGCUUUAUUACUACAGAUCCCAACACAGAACACCCAGGCCAGGCAGAUUCUUGAAAGGGAGUACAAUAACCUCCUAGCUCUGGGAACCGAGCGGCGCCUGGAUGAAAGCGAUGACAAGAACUUCAGGCGCGGGUCCACCUGGAGAAGGCAGUUCCCGCCCCGUGAAGUGCACGGAAUCAGCAUGAUGCCCGGGUCCUCGGAAACAUUACCGGCCGGAUUCAGGUUAACCACAACAUCUGGGCAGUCAAGGAAAAUGACAACGGAUGUUGCUCCUUCAAGACUGCAGAGGUUAGACAACUCCACUGUUCGCACAUACUCAUGUUGACAAGCCACUCAAAGGAGGCAGCACUGACUUGCUAUGUCGUCUUUUCAGUCUACCCUACCUAAAGUGCACUACCAUCCAAGAAGAGACGCAGUGAACACCUUUGUGAAGACUGAAUUCUAAGGAAAUAACCACAAGUAAUGGUUUAUUAAACUGAAAAUGUGAUUCUGGGGGGAGUCAGAUAUUAAGUUUGAUUAGUUUACUACAAUUGUAAGAAAAUGCUUAAGUCAUUUGAAUAAAAAACAUCAUCCACAUCAUAAAUUCUGUACAACAGAUGCUUUUAUGAAAUGGAGCCACUUGUUUUUCAUGUUUUAUUGUAAUAUACUAGGCAUUUAUGUAUGACUGUGCAUUUCUUUUUAAAUGUGUCUUAUGUAAAUGGAUAUAAAUAUGAUUUUUCUAAAAAUAAACUAUAUGGUUCAUGGAGUCUCAAGUGCAAACAUUUGACAAUACCAAGUACUGUUUGUAUUUUACCAUUCCACCAUUUUUACAGUUUUUGGAUUAUAACAGUCAAAUUGGUAUGUUUCCUGGAAGCAUGUUUCAUGCCUCCACCUGUGUCACCUUCAAGUCUGUCAAUACUUAAAGCUGAAAACCUGCCUCUGAUCAUGUAAAAAAGAAUGAUUUAACCUGGAACUGGAGCCAAAAAUAGACCUUUCAAGGCAAUCAGGGAUGUCCUUUAUCUUUAGAAAUAGCACUGUGACGGCUCGAUCUCCUUUUCAGUACAAAACAAAGCCAAACUGUUUACAAGAGUCAAAACGAUUAUUUAAAAAAAAAAAAAUUUAUAAAGAAAAAACAUUAUCUUCUCUUGUUACCUGUGGACCAAUAAAAAAUUUUGUUUUCUUUACUAAGAACCACAUGUUCAUUUAAAUAUCUUGAACCGCCAGCCAGCACUGUUCAGUGAAUGUCAACCACUGCGAAGUCCCAGGCUCAUUUCCACCGAAGAAAACAAAACCCCGCCCGCCCCUUUCUCAGCGUAACAGGGCAACUGCCAGACUCUCGUCUAACGGCAUAAGCUUUCAGCCGAGAUGGCCUUGUUUCGACUUCCCUGAAGUCAAUCUUAUCAGAGGAAAUAAAUGAAAGACAGAAUGAUUAACAUAUAUAGUGUAUAAAGUAUAGAAGAGUAAUAUCUUCCCUGUGGCUUUAUUUGGUGGUGUUAAUGUUGUUUAUUCUUCGUUUAUAUGGGAGAGUUCAAAGUAAAACCUAUUUAAAAAUACAUUUAUCUAAUCUGCUGACUUUCUGCUGUUUGAUCUGAAUAAGCGCAAGACCUGUCAUUAGUAAUUUCAUUUUUGUAUUUAAUUUGCCAUGUUAGCACGUACAUUACAUUUGUUUUGAUGUCUAUUUUUCUUUAAACAGAUUCAGUCAAAAGGUAAUGGUAACAGAAUCCAAACCCUCUUUGUUGUCAAUAAAAAAAGAAUACUUCCA